AUGGCUGAUCAUGCAGACAACCAGAAUGAAAUUGAUGAUCGGAGUAGUUCACGUGGAGUCGAUAGGAGAAGUAGAUCGAGGUCGAGAUCAAUAGCUUCUGAUAGGUCUGUUAGUCCAGAUGCAUUGAACAAAAGUGUGCACAGUCCAAGGUCUGGAGGAUCGUCACCUAAUGAUCGUCCAAGUUCUCCAGCCUCAGCCAGAUCUCCAUCGCCAGAAAACACAAGGACUUCUCGGUCGCGAUCACGGUCAAAAUCAAUAUCAAGAAGUCCUUCGGGUUCGCCGCGCCGUGCUGGAUCACAAUCAUCAGCCAAAUCUAGAGCCAGUAGAUCAAGAUCAAGAUCAAGGUCGUCGGUAGAUUCUCGAGCAACUUCAAAAUCACCAGACGCUGCACGAAAGUCUAUGUCUAGGUCUAGAAGUCGUUCGGCUGGUACAUCACCAGCCCGUUCAAGAGAAGCAUCACGCUCGCGAUCACGUUCACGUUCCAAUUCCCCAAGAAGUAUCAAGUCUACUGGUAAAUCUUCCAAAACUGGCUCUCGCUCUCCUUCACCGGUGGCUAACAAAAUAUCACGAUCUAGGUCCAAUAGUCCUGUGGGUAAAUCCCCAAAUGGUUCUCGCCAUUCAUCCAAGUCUAGAUCACGCUCAAGAUCAAAGUCACGGUCUCAUUCACGAUCCAAGUCAAAAUCUCCAUCUAGAUCACGCUCAAGAUCUAAAUCAAAGUCACGUUCUCGAUCACCAUCUCAGGAAGUUAAUAAAAAUCCUGUGUCUCCGCGUUCUGAUAAAGAUUCUUGUCAUGAUCAAAAGGAUAACGAAGCUGACAAAUCACGUUCAAAAUCACGAUCACCUUCACCUAGUGAUGAUCGAGCAGCCAGUGUAGCCCGAUCACCCUCUGGUUCAAGACCUGCUUCUCCAGCUACUUCUCAGAGAUAUUCUCGGUCAAGGUCACGCUCCGCUGGAUCACGAGCCGCUUCGCGAUCAAGAUCUCAUGCUUCCAAAUCACAUCCCGCUCGAGGUCACGCUCAGGAUCUAGAAUAUCGCGCUCUAGGUCUGGAUCAAGGAAAUCUGUUUCACCCGCUACUUCUAGAAAAUCUAGAUCACGCUCUAGAUCUGGAUCGAGAAAAUCUCGUUCAAGAUCAAGAUCAGGAUCUAGAAAAUCUGGAUCGCCAUCGGCGACAAGAAAGUCCAGAUCUCGCUCUAGGUCUGGGUCAAAAAAAUCUCGUUCAAGAUCACGAUCAGGGUCUAGAAAAUCUGGAUCGCCAUCGGCUACAAGAAAGUCCAGAUCUCGCUCUAGGUCUGGGUCAAGAAAAUCUCGUUCAAGAUCACGAUCGGGAUCAAGAAAAUCUGGAUCGCCAUCGGCUACAAGAAGGUCCAGAUCUCGCUCUAGGUCUGGAUCAAGAAAAUCUCGUUCAAGAUCACGAUCGGGGUCUAGAAAAUCCGGUUCACCAUCAGCUACGAGAAAAUCUCGGUCACGUUCAAAAUCAGGAUCAAGAAAGUCUCGUUCUAGGUCACGAUCUGGAUCAAGAAGAUCUGCGUCACCAGCAGGCUCGGGAAAAUCUAGAUCACGAUCAAGAUCUGGUUCGAGAAAGUCUAGAUCUCGUUCAAGAUCUGGCUCUCGUAAAUCACGUUCACGAUCGGGUUCACACAGAUCGCGAUCAGGUUCUAGAUCACGCUCACGAUCAGGAUCCAGAAGAUCACGUUCAAGGUCCGGUUCCGGAAGAUCUCGCUCUGGAUCUCGUUCGAGAUCACGUUCAGGUUCAAGACGCUCAGGUUCACGAUCACGCUCGAGAUCGAGAUCUCGUUCACGUUCGCGGUCUCGAUCGGGCUCAAGAGUCCCGUUCACGCUCGAGGUCUGGAUCAAGAAAAAGCCGCAGCCGUAGUCGCAGCAAAGACUCAACUGGGUCAAACUCAGCAAAACGUGGUCGUGUUCUAUCGGAUUCUGAAGGUGAUGAUGAUGAGCAAGUACAACGAUCAAAACGCACAAAGCACCAAAUUUCGGACUCUGAAAAUGAAAACGAGGACGAAGGAAAAGGAGAUUCUGCAGAAAAAGAAAAAAAUGAUGAUGAAUUGGAAGAGGGUGCUGCCGAAGACGAAGAUGGUGGUGAUCUUGUUGAUAAAGAUGACGGUACCGAAGACGACCGAGUUCGUCAAGAUGGAGGAGUUGAAGAUGACUCUAUGUCAGACUUUGAUCGUAUGAUGGCACGUAAAAAAGAAGAACAGUCUCGUCGGCGUAAGCGCAAGGACAUUGAUAUUAUCAAUGACAACGAUGACAUAAUUGCUCAAUUAUUACACGACAUGAAAACAGCUUCUGAGGAAGACAGAAAAUUGAAUCAAUUAUCAAAACCUGCCACUAAAAAAAUUGCAAUGCUUUCCAAAGUGCUUUCACAGCUGAAAAAACAUGACUUGCAGCUGGCAUUCCUUGAGCACAAUGUAUUGAACGUAUUAACCGACUGGCUCGCACCAAUGCCUGAUCGCUCAUUACCAUCGCUGAAAAUCCGUGAGAGUUUAUUGAAAUUGUUAUGGGAGUUUCCCCGUAUUGAUCAGAACUCACUCAAGUCAUCUGGUAUCGGUAAAGCUGUUAUGUAUCUGUACAAACAUCCUAAAGAAACUAAGGAAAAUAAAGAGCGAGCUGGUAAAAUAAUAAGCGAAUGGGCCCGACCAAUAUUUAAUCUUUCAGCAGACCUUAAAGCACUCAGUAAAGAAGAACGUUUGCAACGAGAUAUGGAACAGACUCCUCACAAGAGAAGAAAGACUGAUGAAGGUGGUUCGUCACAAAAAUCUCAAGAUAUUAAUAAAGCUCUCAAGGGCGACGCUAAACCUCUGAGACCUGGUGAACCUGGAUGGGUUUCAAGAGCUCGUGUACCCAAACCUUCCAAUAAAGAAUAUGUCGUACGACCUGAAUGGAAAUCAGACGUCGAUAUCAGUCGGACCACGAAAAAACAGUUGAGCAGAAUUGAACGACAUGUUAAAAAUCAUUUGGAAAAUAGGAAAAUGAAUUCUUCUAGACGCGCAGUUGAAAUUUCUAUUGAAGGACGUAGAAUGGCUCUAUAA
Molecule: messenger RNA, 3045 nt
Organism: Cotesia congregata
Lineage: Eukaryota; Metazoa; Arthropoda; Insecta; Hymenoptera; Braconidae
Source: the annotation of a GenBank genome assembly